This is a messenger RNA of Nomia melanderi (Alkali bee), 865 nucleotides long. It is a transcript of the gene SsRbeta, whose product is annotated as signal sequence receptor beta. The record is from RefSeq and is a predicted model, not a curated record. Gene Ontology annotation, cellular component: endoplasmic reticulum; membrane. Lineage: Eukaryota; Metazoa; Arthropoda; Insecta; Hymenoptera; Halictidae.
AUUAAACACACAUUACCGGAAGUUGAUCGUUCAUACAACGGGUGUUUUCCUUCAUCGAAACGUGGCAGCAAAGUGUGUGCUGUUGGCACUUCUCUCAAAUGUAUUCUCCAACUGUUCCUAUGGUGUGAUUGUUUCGUUGUUGUGAGUGACACGAGUUCCAUCGUACAAGCAUGAAGUGGCAUAUAGUAUUUGCAGCAUUUGCUGCUUUAGUCUUUACCAUACACGCAGAAGAAGAAGAAGAAGCUGCAAGAUUAUUGGUAUCUAAACAGCUACUUAACAAAUACCUUGUUGAGAAUAUGGACAUUGUAAUCAAAUACACGGUUCAUAAUGUUGGGAAUUCAGCUGCAUUAGAAGUAGAAAUCACAGAUAACUCUUUCCAUCCUGAUCAUUUUACUCAUGUGAGCGGGGAACUGAAUGCAAGGAUAGAUCGUGUUCCACCUUAUACAAACGUCAGCCAUAUUGUUGUUGUGAGGCCACGCAAAUACGGAUAUUUCAAUUUUACAUCUGCAGAAAUUUUGUACAAAGCUAAAGAGGAUGCACCUAGAUUACAAUUUGCUCUAAGCAGUGAACCUGGUGAAGCAAUUAUUGUAUCAUUCAGAGAUUACGAUAAACAAUUUUCUUCUCAUGUUAUCGAUUGGGCAGCAUUUGCUGUGAUGGCAUUACCUUCGUUGGCUAGUCCUUUCAUGUUAUGGUACUCUAGCAAAAGUAAAUACGAGAAGUUACUAAAAACAUCAAAAAAACAUUAAUCAUGCCAACUUGUUCUAAGUCAUCUGAAGGAGGUUGUUUUUCCACACAAUUGUAAAAGAAAAACCUGACUGUUCCAUCAUGUACAUCUAAUUUUAUAAUAAAUAUUAUUUAUAAAAGA